Messenger RNA from Chrysoperla carnea, 1624 nucleotides. Its product is annotated as putative metabolite transport protein HI_1104. Gene Ontology annotation, molecular function: transmembrane transporter activity. The coding region runs from base 1 to 1599 and encodes 532 amino acids. The transcript has 6 exons. The record is from RefSeq and is a predicted model, not a curated record. Gene Ontology annotation, biological process: transmembrane transport. Lineage: Eukaryota; Metazoa; Arthropoda; Insecta; Neuroptera; Chrysopidae. Gene Ontology annotation, cellular component: membrane.
AUGAUUCCAAUAUUUCAAAAAUUAUCAUUUUUAUAUCAGCCAUAUUUAUUAUUUAUUUUAUCGUUGGGAUAUAAUUUGGCUGAAUUAGGACGAUCGUUAAUUGGAACAUCAUCAAAAGCAACAGCUCUCGAUUUACAUUAUGGUGAUAUUUCGUGUCAGUUGAAUACAACAGAAUUUGAUACUAAAUAUUUACCGAUGGAGUGCGAUGCAGCAAACAGUUCCGAUAUAUGUUUAUCGUUGGAAUAUAAUGGUACAAAUUAUUGUGAAUGGAACUAUAAUGGAUUGGGAAUCGAUUACCAAAUAUUGGCUGGUCCAAGUUUUUUCACUGUUUAUACAAUAGCUGGAUUAUUUAUUGGAUUUGCAGCAGAUCGAUCAAAUCGUGUCCGUUUAUUAUCAAUUUGUACAUUAAUAUUUUCAAUUGCUAUAUUUUUUAUGGGAUCUGUUCAACAAUAUUGGCAAUUAGUUUUAUUACGGAUGCUGUUAGCUAUUGGAGAAGCAGGUUGUAAUCCAUUGGCUACCGGUAUCCUCUCCGAUAUAUUUACCGAAGAACAACGUGGAUUGGUUAUGUCAAUAUUUAAUUGGGGUAUUUAUGGUGGAUACGGUAUCGCCUUUCCAAUUGGAAGAUACAUGCCAGAUUUAAAUAUAUGGGAUUUGGGUUGGCGUAUAAUGUAUUAUGGAACCGGAAUUGUUGGAUUAAUAUUUGCAAUUUUAACUGGAUUUACAUUGAAAGAACCAGAACGUGUUGAUACUGUUACUGUGACAAAACACUCCGAGGAAGAUGCAAAAGCUAAAAAACAUAAAAUUUUAGCAGUUGUUACCGAUCCUAAGUUAGUUUUGUUAUGUUUGGCAGCUUCGGUACGUCAUUGUGGUGGUUUAUGCCUCGGCUACAAUUGUGAUUUAUACUUCCGUGAAUAUUUCCCUGAAUACGAUAUGGGUUGGUGGUUAUUCGCUGUAACAAUUGGUGUUGGUGGUAUUGGUGUUAUAUUUGGAGGUAUUGUCAGUGAUAAAUUUGUUGGAAAGAUGGGUGUACGAUCACGUGUUGCGUGUUUAGCCAUCAGUCAAUUAAUUGCUACACCAUUUGCCUUUGGUAGUGUGGCAUUUGAACCAUUUUGGGCGAUGAUUCAUUUGAGCAUAUCAUAUUUCUUUGCUGAGAUGUGGUUUGGAAUUUUGUUUGCUAUUUUGGUAGAAGUUGUCCCAUUAAAAGUGCGAUCAACAACCGUCUCUAUAUUUUUAUUCGUCAUGAAUAAUAUUGGAUCGAAUUUACCAAUUUUAGUGGAUCCCGUAUCAAAAUAUUUUAAUAGUUACAGAAUAGCUUUAUAUAUUUUCUACGCUGGAGCUUAUGCACUUAGUUCAUUAUUGUUUUUAUUAACAAUGUUCUUAAUGGAUGGUCCACCACCAACGGAGAACAAUAACAAUUUAAAACAUGACAUGGGCCAUGAAAAUGGUAUAUGUACAACAAUUGAUGAAACUAAUUUACAUACAAUACAAAAUCCUAUUGUUGCAACAGCACCAAAUGGUCAAACAUCAAAUGGUCAAACACCAAAUAGUAAUGGACAUGCAAACAAUAAACAGCAUACAAUUGAAAUGAGUCGAUUAUAAUAUAUUAAUUUAUUUAAUUAUUAUU